Arachis ipaensis is the source of this 525-nucleotide messenger RNA. The record is from RefSeq and is a predicted model, not a curated record. Lineage: Eukaryota; Viridiplantae; Streptophyta; Magnoliopsida; Fabales; Fabaceae.
AUGCCUUUAUAUGCAAAAUUUCUCAAAGAGCUCAUCAAUAAGAAAAGGAGCUGGAAUGAGAAGGAGACAGUAAUCUUGACCCAAGAAUGCAGUGCUAUCAUCCAAAGAGGUCUUCCACCAAAGCUCAAAGAUCCAGGAAGCUUCAUCCUAUCUUGCACUAUAGGGAAUAGAACAUUGAACAAAGCCCUAUGUGAUCUAGUAGCCAGCAUCAACUUGAUGCCUCUCUCAUUAAUGAAGCAGCUUGCAAUAGAGGAACUCAGGCCAACUAGAAUGUCACCUGCUGACUUUGUCAUUUUGGACAUGGAGGAAGAAGGACACAACUCAAUCAUCUUGGGGAGGCCCUUUCUAGCCGCAGCAAGGGCUAUAAUUGAUGUAGAAAAUGGAGAAAUCACACUAAGAGUACAUGAUGAAAAGAUGAUCAUCAAUGUAUUUAAAGCCAUGAAAUAUCCCCCUAAGAAAGAAGAGCAUAUGAGAGUGGAAAUGGUGGAAGAAGUAGAGACGUUGUUACUUGAGGCCAACAACUAG